Molecule: messenger RNA, 1335 nt
Organism: Corylus avellana
Lineage: Eukaryota; Viridiplantae; Streptophyta; Magnoliopsida; Fagales; Betulaceae
Source: RefSeq, a predicted model, not a curated record
AUGGCCGAACCAGCUCUGUUCCACAUUUAUGCGAGUAUCAUUAGGAGUUUGGGAUCUCUUGCUCUUCAAGAGAUUGGACUUCUAUGGAGUUUCAAAGAUGAGCUUCAAAAGCUCAGAGACACCGUUUCCACUAUCCAAGCUGUGCUUUUGGAUGCAGAGGAGAAGCAGGCCCAGAACCUUGCGAUCAAAGAUUGGCUUCAAAAGCUGAAGGAUGCCAUGUACGACGCCGACGACUUGUUGGAUGACUUCUCCACUCAACUUCUACGAAGACAAGUGAUGACACGGGACAAGAAGAUGGCAAAAGAGGUAUGCAUCUUCUUUUCCAAAUCGAACCAGCUUGUAUAUGGCCUUAAAAUAGGUCAUAGGAUCAAGGCAGUUAGGGCGAGACUGGAUGAAAUUGCAGAUGAUAAGAUCAAAUUUGGCUUUAUUGAACGCCUUAUAGUGACACAUGAGUUUGAGCAUAGGAAAAGAGAAGACACACACUCUUUUGUUCUUGAGGAACAAGUCAUUGGGCGAGAUGAUGAAAAGAAGGCAAUUAAAGAGUUGUUAUUGGAUUCCAAUGUAGAAGAGAAUGUUUCUGUCAUUCCCAUAGUUGGGAUUGGUGGACUAGGUAAGACCACACUUGCUCAAUAUGUGUUCAAUGACGAGGAAGUCAAAAGACAUUUUGAGCUAAGACUCUGGGUGUGCGUCUCUGAUCCAUUUGAUGUGAAAACUAUUGUUACAAAGCUCAUAGAAUCUGCAACUAAAAAGAGACCUGAAAGUCUCGAGAUGGAUUUGUUACAAAGUCAGCUUCGAGCAGAAAUUGAUGGGAAGCUAUAUUUACUUGUUUUAGAUGAUGUAUGGAGCGAGAAUCGCGGUACAUGGUUGAACUUGGAAACACUUUUAUCGGGUGGCCUGAAGGGAAGCAAAGUUUUGAUUACUACACGUAGCAAAAGAGUUGUAGAGAUUACAGGCGCAAUGUCGCCAUUUCUCUUGGGAGGUCUAUCUGAAAGCAAUUCUUGGAAUUUAUUUAAGAAAAUGGCAUUUAAAGACGGGGAAGAGCCAAAGAAUCCAAAGCUAGUAGAAAUAGGAAGGGAUAUCGUACAAAAGUGUGCACAAGUUCCUCUUGCUAUAAGGAGCAUUGGGAGUCUAUUAUACUUCAAAAAUUCUGAAGCUGAUUGGUUCUACUUUAAAAACCAUGAACUUUACAAAAUAACUCAACAAGAACAUGAUAUUUUUCCAAUACUUAAGUUGAGUUAUGAUCAUCUCCCCUCACACUUGAAGCAAUGUUUUGCUUUUUGUUCGUUGUUUCCAAAAGAUUAUGAAAUUGAAGUGGAGGUGUUGAUUCAUCUAUGA